CCUCACCCAGGCUCUGUGCCCAUUCCUGCCUGGCUGGCUUCCGCUGGUGGUCCUGCGAGAACAUGGUGCAGAAGUACCAGUCUCCUGUCUGCGUCUACAAGUACCCAUUUGAGUUGGUCAUGGCGGCCUAUGAGAAGCGCUUCCCCACCUGCCCGCAGAUUCCGGUCUUCCUGGGCAGCGAGGUCCUACGCGAGUCCCGCAGCGCCGACGGGGCGGUGCACUUGGUGGAGCGGAGCUGCCGGCUGCGCGUGGAAGCCCCGCGGCUGUUGCGGAAGAUUGCAGGCGUCGAGCACGUGGUCUUCGUGCAAAGAAACGUCUUGAACUGGAAGGAGAGGACUCUCCUCAUCGAAGCACACAACGAGACCUUCGCCAGCCGCGUGGUGGUCAAGGAGAACUGCAGCUACACGGUCCACCCUGAGAAUGAAGACUGGACAUGCUUUGAGCAAUCUGCCUCGCUCGACAUCCGGUCCUUCUUUGGCUUCGAAAGUGCCUUGGAGAAGAUCGCCAUGAAGCAGUACACAGCCAACGUCAAGAGGGGGAAGGAGGUGAUCGAGCAUUACCUGAACGAGCUCAUCUCCCAGGGCACCUCUCACAUUCCCCGGUGGACACCUGCCCCAGUCCCAGAGGAGGACACCCACUCCCAGGCUGGGCUGAGGGAUCCUGGCUCCCUGGAGGUCUGCGGGCCUGGCAGCGCCCAGGGCCCUGCUCCCAAGAUGGUCAGUACUGAUGGGGACAAGCUGGAUGCGGACUACAUUGAGAGGUGCCUGGGCCAUCUCACACCCAUGCAGGAGAGCUGCCUGAUCCAGCUGCGGCAUUGGUUGCAGGAGACCCACAGAGGCAAGAUCCCCAAAGACGAGCACAUCCUUAGGUUCCUGCGGGCUCGAGACUUCCACCUGGACAGGGCCCGGGAGAUGCUGUGCCAGUCCUUGAGCUGGCGAAAGCGGCACCAGGUGGACCUCCUCCUUCAGACCUGGCGACCCCCUGCCCUCCUGGAGGAGUUCUAUGCAGGGGGCUGGCACUACCAGGACAUAGAUGGCCGCCCCCUGUACGUCCUGCGUCUGGGCCACAUGGACACCAAGGGCUUGAUGAAGGCCACGGGGGAGGAGGUGCUGCUGCAGCAUGUUCUUUGCGUCAAUGAGGAAGGACAGAAGCGGUGUGAAGGGAACACAAAACAGUUUGGCCGUCCCAUCAGCUCCUGGACCUGCCUGGUGGACCUGGAGGGUCUCAGCCUGCGGCACCUGUGGCGGCCGGGGAUAAAGGCCUUGCUGCGCAUGAUCGAGGUGGUGGAGGACAAUUAUCCUGAGACCCUGGGCCGGCUGCUCAUCGUGCGAGCCCCCCGCGUCUUCCCUGUGCUCUGGACGCUGAUCAGCCCCUUCAUCAAUGAGAACACCAGACAGAAGUUCCUCAUCUACAGCGGCAGCAAUUAUCAGGGCCCCGGAGGCCUUGUCGACUACCUGGACAAAGAAGUGAUCCCUGACUUCCUCGGGGGAGAGUGCCUGUGUAACGUCCCUGAAGGAGGGCUGGUCCCCAAGUCCCUCUAUCUGACGGAAGAGGAUCAGGAACACAGAGACCAGCUGCGGCAGUGGAGAGAGACCUACCAGGCGGCCAGUGUGCUCCGUGCGGCCCCGCAUGAGGUCGCAGUGGAGAUUCUGGAGAGGGAGUCAGUCAUCACCUGGGACUUUGACAUCCUGCAAGGGGACGUGAUGUUCAGUCUGUACCACACCAAGCAGGCGCCCAAGCCAGGCCCCCGGGAGCCUGGGGCCAGGGCUGGCGGGCAGCUGACAGACAAAGGCUGGGCCCUGGGUGCAGAUUACAGCCGUGUGGAGGCCCCCCUCAUCUGCCGGGAAGGGGAGAGCAUCCAGGGCUCCCACGUGACCCAGUGGCCUGGCGUCUACCUGCUCCAGUGGCAAAUGCACAGCGCCCCUGGCCACAUGGCCUGCAGCCUCCCGGGCGUGGAGGAUGUCCUGAUGGCCCUGCACAGCCCUGGCCCCAGGUGCAAACUCCUCUACUACUACGAGGUGCUGGCGUCUGAGGACUUCAGGGGCUCCAUGUCCAGCCUGGAAUCCUGCAGCAGCCGCUUCUCCCAGCUCAGCAGCACCACCUCCUCCUCCAGCCAGUCCCACAGCAGCUCCCUGGUCUCCAGAUAGUCAGGACCGAGCCCUGCGGGGCAGCCUGCUCGCCUCCCACAUCCACAAGUAUCCACGAGGCCUGGGACCGUGUGGGCUGCAGCCCUGGAUCUGGACAUAGCCAAAGUCGGGUUGGCUGGAGCCCCGUGGGCUCUUGAAGUGGUGAGAACAGAAUCAUCUCCGAUGGGGCUUCGCGUACGAAAAGCCAAGGGGUGGGCUAACCACGUUCAGGUUUGGGGGCUCAGGGAUGUCAUCAGGCUCAGUGCCCCCCCCCCCACCACCUCUGGCUCUGCUUCCCUGGGGUAGCCUCCUUUCUCAGGGGCCUUCUAAGACUAUUGGGGUUCCCCCCAUAAGAAGCAGGAAUGUUGGGUGUUCACCAUAGCAUCUAAACCCGUAGCGAUGCCCUGGGUCCCAGGAUAUGCUGGUGAGCAGUUAUAUGAGUUACAGGCUCCACUUUGUGGGGGAGCCGCCUACCCUGGACUUGAAAUUCAUUUUCCCAGCACAUCACUGGGCAGGCCUAACCCUGGCCACCCCUGACUUGAAGAGGGUGGGAAGGCCCAGCUUUUCUGCUGAGUUCCAGGCAGUGAUAAAGCAGCUCUGGCUAUCUUUAUACUCUCUGGAGGUCCCUUUCUCUCCUGGGAAUCUGUUUAAUUGUAACUUUUUUGGUUGUAAGUCACCUCCCAGUGGCUUAAACAAAAAAGGGUGACCAUUCAUGGGUGCAUAUAACUGGCCAGUGUAGGAGGACUUGCUUCAGGUAAGGCUGGAUCCAGGCUCUCAAUGUGUCAUCAGGACUCCCCUGUGGGGUGAGGGCUAUGACUUUGCUGCAGCUGCCCUGGGGCAAAUCUGACCCCCAGAACCAGCUCCAAUAUUGAAAGACUUUCCCCAAGUUCCUGCAUGGGAGGGGUGUGGGUCUCCUUGGGGUCUGAGGACAUUUCUCCUUUCAUUUCCUGGGCCUGCAAAAAGGCAACAGGUCAGAGGUCACUACUGGCAGCCUGCAGUCUGAUCUGGCCUGCUUUUAGUGUUUUUGUUUUUUGCCUAAACAAAAGGUUUAAAAAUUGGGGCAUUUCACACAGAAAUCAGGAUUUACAGCUUCACUUAGGCAUAUAGGAGUGUUGGCCAAACAGAGCCACUAUUGCUGUGUAAAAGACAACACAGCU
This is a messenger RNA of Balaenoptera musculus (blue whale), 3283 nucleotides long. RefSeq names its product SEC14 like lipid binding 5 (gene SEC14L5). The record is from RefSeq and is a predicted model, not a curated record. The transcript has 15 exons. Gene Ontology annotation, cellular component: cytoplasm. Lineage: Eukaryota; Metazoa; Chordata; Mammalia; Artiodactyla; Balaenopteridae. Bases 63 to 2147 code for a protein of 694 amino acids.